AUUGCCGGCUUAAAUCGUCGUUCCUUAUAUUUUUUACAAAUUUAGCUUAAUUUUCUUUGUGAUUUAUCCUAAAAUGUCCGAAAACGACGACGAAGUUGAAAUUAUUGGAGAUGGACCGAAAGAUUCCCCUUUAAAAAAGGCUGACUCUGAUGAUAAUUUAUACACAGCAGGAAGUCGCGUAUCUGCCUUGGAUGUUGCCUGGAAUUUUAACGAUCCCGAAGCUGAUGCUGCUCUCACAGAGUUCAAAAAGCGCGGACUCCUUUUCAAAGAUCUCUCCUCGUUAUGCGACAAGGACCUAGAAUUACUCGGUGUUGAAAGUUCCAGCAUGCGAGACACAAUGUUGCAAUAUUUUCGUCAAUUACCAAAGCAGGAUCCGGAUUAUGAGCAAGUUCUCAAGGAAACAGACAUGGAAGAGUACAGCACGGGAGUUUUAUCGAACAUUUCGGAGCACAUAAAUAACUUGAAAAUGUCUCUAAUGGCAGCUCAGGCAAGAUUUAAGGUACAACCGCCGGAAGAUUUGGUCUUGCCAGACGAAAAUAUCCCGGCAUCGACGUUGGUUUUGAAGACAAUUGAGAAAAUGAUGCAACAGUGCGAUGAAAUGCACUUUUUGGUAGAUGAAAUUGUGAGUGACGAGUUUGGAGGCGGUCGAAACGGCUCGGGACAAGGAGUUUUUAAGAAGAUUUUCAAGUCUGUGAUGUGGAUUGGAGGCCUUACGUUGGCUGCGUAUGCCGGGCAAAAGAUUAUUCGUGCAAAAUUGAAGUGAAUCUCGAACAAAUUUAUUUUUAUACAACUAGAGAAAAAUAUAUCUUAUUUAAUUAAACGAAAUUGUGAGUUAAAAUAGUUUG
This is a messenger RNA of Culicoides brevitarsis, 845 nucleotides long. RefSeq lists its product as uncharacterized. Lineage: Eukaryota; Metazoa; Arthropoda; Insecta; Diptera; Ceratopogonidae. The transcript is spliced from 2 exons. The record is from RefSeq and is a predicted model, not a curated record. Bases 74 to 763 code for a protein of 229 amino acids.